AGCUUGCUCAUCUGAUUCAAAUGGUUUUGGAAAAAGGAAAGAAACUCAGAAGCAUUCAUGAUUCAACAACCCAAAGCUGUUAUCACCAUUUGUUUUUGUCAUCGUCAAACCUAACCUCCUACAAUCCACUCCACGAUACUAACAAUCUAAAACUAUUACAACCAUUUGUCGUCGUCGUUGUUUAAUCGAAUCCUCUAAAAUCCACUUCCAUGAAACCCAACGAUCCAAAAUCAUUAACAUCAUGCAACCAUCUCAUUACUAGGAGCCCCCACCACUUCUCCACCAUUAACAUCACCACAACAAUUUCAACACCACACCUCCCUAUUGUGAAAGAAAAGGUGAAACAAAACUUUCGACGAUCUGGCCAAAUUGUGCCUCCAUGGCGUUGCGAAAUGACGAAGGUGUAGACUUCGGGUGAGACCGGCCAGAACAGGACAGAAACAGCGACCAUACAACGGAGAAGGAUUAGCAGAUAAUAUCUUAAAUUUUACACAAGACAAAUUAACCAACUACUACCUAUUACCCACCAAGCGAAACCCUUCUCAAGGACAAGAUUCCAUGGCUGCUACUGCUGCUGUAAUUCCCUCAACUGAGAAAGAUACAUGGAGAGCUCAUGGCGCCAUGGUUCUCGUUCAGUUGUUCUACGGAGGUUAUCAUGUUAUCACCAAAGUUGCCCUCAAUGUUGGAGUCAACCAGCUCGUCUUUUGUGUCUUUCGUGAUCUUCUUGCUCUCGUCAUUCUUGCUCCCGUCGCCUAUGUUCGUGAAAAAAGGAUCCGUCAACCUAUGACUAGACGCUUCCUCUUGUCAUUCUUUUUUCUUGGGUUGACAGGGAUAUUUGGGAACCAGCUUUUGUUUCUUAUUGGUCUUAGCUACACCAAUCCUACUUAUGCUGCUGCUAUACAACCUGCAAUUCCUGUGUUCACGUUUCUCUUUACUGUGAUGAUGGGUACAGAAAGAGUAAAUUUGCUCAAAACAGAAGGCCAAGCAAAGGUUGGCGGUACUCUCAUCUGUGUUUCUGGUGCCAUAUUAAUGGUUCUAUUCCGUGGUCCAGCUUUGUUUGGAAAUAAAAACCAAGAAUUCGUAGUGCAAAGUGAAAUAAUUGCAAGGGGUCAACCAGAGCCUGCUGGAUGGUUCAUGUCCAGCUUUUUGGAGAUUGGAUUUGGUCAGUGGAACCUUGGAGUUUUAUGCUUAAUAGGGAACUGUAUGUGCAUGGCUGCAUUUCUAGCUAUUCAGGCUCCACUUUUAAAGAAAUAUCCAGCCAGCCUAUCUGUUACAGCAUAUUCAUAUGUUUUUGGUGCUGCUUUGAUGGUAAUAACGGCAUUCUUUAUGACCAAUGAAUCAACAGAGUGGAGUUUGACAGAGUCUGAAUUGUUUGCAGUCGUCUAUGCAGGAAUUGUUGCAUCUGCUAUCAAUUAUGGACUCCUGACAUGGUCAAAUAAGAUCUUGGGGCCAGCUUUGGUUGCGCUGUACAAUCCACUUCAACCUGUUGCAUCUGCCUUUCUGUCAAGAAUUUUCCUUGGAAGCCCUAUUUAUCUGGGAAGUGUUUUAGGGGGAUGUCUUAUUAUUGCGGGCUUGUAUUUGGUCACCUGGGCAUCCUACAGAGAAAAACAAGCAUCUCAGAGGUUAAUUGCUCAUGUUACUCAGCCUUCAGAACCUCUCAUUCACAAAGACACAUCAAGUAACAAAGCUCCUUACCAGAGAGGACACGUUUUAUCUCCAAAAUCAAGAGACUAGAGAAAACUAUGAUGGGAUUUGAUGUAAAGUUAAUUUUCUUAAAGAAAAAUUACUGCUGUUGAAACAAUAUAACAGUUGUUGGAAGGACAGCUUGUCCAGUCUCCCUUAGAUUUGGAUGUUCCAUUGUUUUUUACUUAUGCCGUAUUCAUCCUUGUCUUCUUCAUAAUACCAACCGAUGAAUAUCGGUGCAUAUUAUUUUUCU
Molecule: messenger RNA, 1936 nt
Organism: Mangifera indica (mango)
Lineage: Eukaryota; Viridiplantae; Streptophyta; Magnoliopsida; Sapindales; Anacardiaceae
Product: WAT1-related protein At3g45870-like
Exons: 8
Coding region: 559-1734 (391 amino acids)
Cellular component (GO): plasma membrane
Molecular function (GO): transmembrane transporter activity
Source: RefSeq, a predicted model, not a curated record